Messenger RNA from Malania oleifera, 951 nucleotides. Its product is annotated as probable inorganic phosphate transporter 1-7. NCBI's taxonomy places the organism in Eukaryota, Viridiplantae, Streptophyta, Magnoliopsida, Santalales, Ximeniaceae. Gene Ontology annotation, biological process: transmembrane transport. The record is from RefSeq and is a predicted model, not a curated record. Bases 1 to 951 code for a protein of 316 amino acids. Gene Ontology annotation, cellular component: membrane. Gene Ontology annotation, molecular function: transmembrane transporter activity. The transcript is spliced from 2 exons.
AUGCCAGCUACUUCAGCACAGACAUACCUAGAUACUCCCUCCUGGUUUCUACCAUUUUUCACUCACUAUAUGAACUUCGGCCAUGGGAUGCAAUCUGGUAUUGGUACACUUCAGGAGAAGGUUUCCACUGUGGAAACUCACAACUCCACUCUUGCUCAGCGGGUUGAUAAAAUUGAGAAGCAUUUGGCUAGCUCUUCUAAAGGAGGAAAGUCACAGAGGAAGACGAAGAGGAAGAAGAAGAAAAAGAAGAAGAAGACCAUGGCCAAGGAACAAUUGCAGGUGCUGAAUGCGCUCGACAUCGCGAAAACUCAAUGGUAUCACUUUACGGCAAUCGUGAUCGCCGGAAUGGGCUUCUUCACCGAUGCUUACGAUCUUUUCUGCAUUUCCCUCGUCACAAAACUGCUGGGCCGAAUCUACUACCAUGUGGACGGGGCGAAGAAGCCCGGGACUCUGCCUCCCAAUGUAUCCACCGCCGUCAACGGCGUCGCCCUGUGCGGCACUCUGGCGGGGCAGCUCUUCUUCGGCUGGCUCGGUGACAAACUGGGGCGGAAGAAGGUUUACGGGAUUACCCUUAUGCUCAUGGUGAUUGGCUCCAUAGCCUCUGGUCUUUCAAUGGGGAUGGACCCAAAAGCAGUGAUGGCUACCCUCUGCUUCUUCCGCUUCUGGCUCGGGUUUGGCAUUGGAGGCGACUACCCGCUUUCCGCCACAAUUAUGUCGGAGUACGCCAACAAGAAGACUCGCGGGGCGUUCAUCGCAGCGGUCUUUGCGAUGCAAGGCUUUGGGAUUUUGGCCGGCGGGAUUUUCGGCAUUGCGAUCUCGGCUGCGUUCAACGCCGGGUUCCCUGCCCCGGCGUAUCAGGUCGAUGCGGGUGCCUCCACCGUCUCCCAGGCGGACUAUGUUUGGCGCAUCAUUUUGAUGGUGGGAGCCAUCCCGGCUGCGCUCACUUACUAG